Messenger RNA from Protopolystoma xenopodis, 429 nucleotides. NCBI's taxonomy places the organism in Eukaryota, Metazoa, Platyhelminthes, Monogenea, Polystomatidea, Polystomatidae. The record is from the annotation of a GenBank genome assembly.
AUGCAGAAUGUGUUGGCAUGUAACGGCAAAAAUCAAACCUUAUGUUGUCGGCUUUCGAAAGGUCCAAAUGACCCACGUGAUUUCACUUUUGCCUCGUCUUCAGAGAAACUGUCUGCCGAGCCGUACUCCUUCACUGGUCUACCGUUCACUGGAUGCAACUGUCCCCAGACGAGCCUGGUGCCCGGCCAGCAGCAGAAGGCGCCGGCCAAAGACACGGUUUGGGUCAUCUUCGUGGUUGAGCCGCUUCGACACGAUCACUUCGCCGCGACUCGACCGGCUGGAUUCGCUAAACGGCAGUCGCCUGCUUCUCGUUGCCUUUGUCUGGCAAGUUCGGGCAAUUUACAUACUUGUCCGGAAAGGAGAGCCACAACUUUUUGCUUUUCUCUCGGCAAGACACCAAAUUUGAGGGCAAUUUUUCCCUUCCCGUGA